This is a messenger RNA of Musca domestica (house fly), 1810 nucleotides long. RefSeq names its product maltase A1-like. Gene Ontology annotation, biological process: carbohydrate metabolic process. Lineage: Eukaryota; Metazoa; Arthropoda; Insecta; Diptera; Muscidae. Bases 16 to 1752 code for a protein of 578 amino acids. The record is from RefSeq and is a predicted model, not a curated record. The transcript has 5 exons.
AAAAAUAUUUUUGCCAUGAAAUUGCAAUUGUGUCUCCUGGCGAUUGCCACCUUAUUCAUGGGACAGACUUGGUCCAAGGAUUGGUGGGAAAACGGGAAUUUCUAUCAAAUCUAUCCUCGCUCCUUUCGUGACAGUGAUGGCGAUGGCAUUGGAGAUUUGAAUGGUGUCACCGAGAAACUCCAGUACCUCAAGGAUAUUGGCUUUACGGCAGCAUGGCUUUCACCAAUUUUCAAAUCGCCCAUGGCUGAUUUUGGUUAUGACAUUUCCGAUUUCUAUCAGGUCCAUCCGGAAUAUGGUACCAUGGAGGAUUUUGAAAAUAUGAUACGAAAAGCCAAGGAGGUGGGCAUUAAAAUUAUCCUGGAUUUUGUGCCCAAUCAUUCGAGUGAUGAAAAUGAAUGGUUCAAGAAAUCCGAAGAUAAUGAUCCCGAGUAUCGGGACUUUUAUGUCUGGCACAAUGGCAAAGUGAAUGCCACCACGGGAGAGCGUGAGCCACCCAGCAAUUGGCUGAGUGCCUUCCGUUACAGUGCCUGGCAAUGGAGUGAAAAGAGACAGCAAUAUUAUCUCCAUCAAUUUGCCAUUAAACAGCCUGACUUGAAUUAUCGCAAUCCCAAGGUGGUGCAGGAAAUGAAGAAUGUCAUGCGUUUCUGGUUGGCCAAGGGUAUUUCCGGUUUUCGUAUCGAUGCAGUGCCAUUUUUGUUCGAAAAGGAAUUGGGCACGGAUAACAACUAUCCCGAUGAACCGGUGGUAGAGAAUGUGGCUGCCUGUCCAGAUCCAGAUGAUUAUUGCCAUCUGCAGCAUAUCUAUACGAAUGAUCAACCGGAAACUUUUGAUAUGGCCUAUCAAUGGCGUGCCUUGGCGGAUGAAUUUAAAAAAGAACAUGGUGGCGAUACCAGGAUCCUGCUGACCGAGGCCUAUACCAGUUUUGAGAAUAUUAUGAAAUUUUACGGGGAUGGCCAAAGGAAUGGUUCCCAUGUGCCAUUUAAUUUUGAUUUUUUGACAAAUGUUUUGAAUGACACAUCGGCGGAGGAUAUUGUGGGCCACAUCACCAAAUGGUUGGAUCGCAUGCCCAAGGAUGUCUAUGCCAAUUGGGUGUUGGGUAAUCAUGACAACAAGCGGUUGGCAUCAAGGUUGGGUGUAAAUAGGGCCGAUUUGUUUAAUAUUCUGCUGCAGACUUUGCCCGGCAAUGCUGUUACCUAUAAUGGCGAAGAAUUGGUAAUGACUGAUGUCUUCAUUAGCUGGGAGGAUUCAGUGGAUCCCCAGGCCUGUAACGGCAAUCCCCAGACCUACUAUGGCCUGUCCCGAGAUCCUGCUCGCACACCCUAUCAAUGGGAUGCCUCAUAUUUGGCUGGUUUCACCACCGGCGAUCACACCUGGCUCCCGGUGGCCGAUAACUAUGCCACCGUCAAUGCCCUGGCCCAAAUGCGUGCCCCUCAAUCCCAUUUGCAGAUAUUCAAGAAGUUGCUCAAACUACGCAAGGAACCCUCCUUCCAGGAUGGCGAACUGAAUAUUCAAGCCAUUCCCAAUGACAUCAUUAUCUAUUCACGCCAGAAGACCGGCAGUGAUCUGUAUGUUGUGGUCCUGAAUUUGGGUAAACAGGAUCAGACCAUCAAUCUGAAUCAAUACUAUCAGCUGGGUAGUCAGGCGGAAAUUAUUACCACUUCGGUGCAUUCGAAAAAUGUUGAUGGGCAAGUCAUAAAUCCUGGCCAGUUUGUGGCCGAAGCUGAGGUGGGAACGGUUUUGGUGAAGGUGUAAAAAUAUUGAAUAAAAAAUUCAAUAAAUCCUGUAGAGGAAUACAAAAUCAGCAGCGAAA